Gossypium arboreum is the source of this 1248-nucleotide messenger RNA. RefSeq names its product chlorophyll a-b binding protein 7, chloroplastic. Gene Ontology annotation, biological process: photosynthesis, light harvesting in photosystem I; response to light stimulus. The record is from RefSeq and is a predicted model, not a curated record. NCBI's taxonomy places the organism in Eukaryota, Viridiplantae, Streptophyta, Magnoliopsida, Malvales, Malvaceae. Gene Ontology annotation, cellular component: membrane. The transcript is spliced from 6 exons. Bases 108 to 1130 code for a protein of 340 amino acids.
CCAGUAUUGGACCCGUAUUGGACCGGGUUAGGCCUACGGGUCACCCAUCGAUAAACAGGUAUAGAUUUUAUCAGUUUAGAGGGAAGCAAAAAGGCCUUAAAAUCUGAAUGGCUCAAAUUGGAACAACGCUUGGGCUCUCUUCCACAUCUUCGUCUUUCAUCAAUGGCGGAGCUGGAGACCCACGCUCCCUCUCAUACAUUUUCUCUUUCAGACCCCUUACUAAACUCACGACCGCAAAGUCUUCUUCUUUUACUAGUUGCAGAGCUUCAUGGCAAGAGCUGGUGGGAGUGCUGGUGUUUUCAGCAGUUCCUUUCACGGCGGUCAAAGCCAUCGCUAAUAGCCCUCUAGGCGAGGCCCUGCGGAGGCAAUUGUUAAAGAGGAAGAAGGAAGCUCUUGCAAAUUCUUCCAAGUUCCAGGCUUUAGCUCAGAAGGCAAGAAAUGAGAGCUUCUGGUAUGGAGAAGACCGCCCUCGCUGGCUUGGUCCCAUCCCAUAUGACUAUCCUGAAUAUCUAACUGGAGAACUGCCUGGGGAUUAUGGUUUUGAUAUUGCAGGUCUGGGCAAGGAUCCUGUGGAUUUCCAGAAGUACUUUAAUUUCGAAAUUCUUCAUGCUCGUUGGGCUAUGCUUGCUGCCCUUGGUGUUGUGGUUCCUGAAAUAUUAGAUCUGCUUGGAAUCUCUCACUUUGCUGAGCCUGUUUGGUGGCGGGUGGGCUAUUCGAAACUUCAGGGAGAAACACUGGACUACCUUGGCAUCCCGGGUCUACACUUAGCUGGAGGGCAAGGAGUGAUUAUCAUUGCUAUCUGCCAGGCCCUCUUGAUGGUUGGACCAGAGUAUGCAAGAUAUUGCGGGAUAGAGGCAUUGGAGCCUCUGGGGAUUUACUUGCCAGGCGAUAUUAAUUACCCGGGAGGAGUUUUAUUUGACCCAUUGAAGCUGUCAAAAGACCCAGUAGCUUUUGAGGAGCUGAAGGUGAAGGAGAUUAAAAAUGGGAGGCUAGCCAUGGUUGCUUGGUUAGGCUUUUAUUUCCAAGCAGCUUUGACAGGUAAAGGUCCAGUUCAGAACCUAGUUGAGCACCUCUCUGAUCCAUUUCAUAAUAACCUAUUUUCCCUUCUUAAUUCCAUGUCAAAUACAUAAUUCUCAAUACAGAAUGAUAGAUAUAAAUACUUUGUAAACCACUUUUUAGUUUUAUCUUACUAUAUAUGUAUGUAAAUGACUAUUACUUUCUUUCUAAAUUUGACAUGGUUUGUAUCUA